Messenger RNA from Dothidotthia symphoricarpi CBS 119687, 1389 nucleotides. Its product is annotated as alpha/beta-hydrolase. Gene Ontology annotation, biological process: proteolysis. NCBI's taxonomy places the organism in Eukaryota, Fungi, Ascomycota, Dothideomycetes, Pleosporales, Dothidotthiaceae. Gene Ontology annotation, molecular function: peptidase activity. Bases 1 to 1389 code for a protein of 462 amino acids. The transcript is spliced from 2 exons. The record is from RefSeq and is a predicted model, not a curated record.
AUGAUACAAGCAGCAAAGAUCCUUGAACAACGGAGUCAUCUGGUGCCUGGCAAGCUCAAGAUAACCGAGCACUUCUUCCAAGUACCCCGUGACCACAGCAACCCAUCAGCCGGCCACAUCCAACUCUUCGCGCGCUCAGCGCUCAAAGCCGAGAAACCAGCAGACUACCCCCGCAGCGGAGAACCAGACGCAAAGAAAUCCCAACUCCCAUGGCUUGUCUACCUACAAGGCGGGCCGGGCUUCGAGUGCCGCAGCCCCCAGCAAGUAUCCUGGACGCACACCAUCCUCGACAAGGGAUACCAAGUCCUGAUGCUCGACCAGCGCGGCACGGGACUCUCAACAGCAAUCAGCCAGAGUAGUCUGCAGCUCCGAGGCGAUGAGAGAGUGCAGGCGCAGUAUAUGAAGAGUUUCCGCGCGGAUAGCAUUGUGAAGGAUUGUGAGGCGGUGCGCAAGGCACUUACGGCAGAUUACCCCGAGGAGAAGAAGAAGUGGAGCGUGUUGGGACAGAGUUUCGGCGGUUUCUGCGCUACGACGUAUCUCUCGUUCUACCCAGAGGGUUUGAAGGAAGUCUUCAUGUUCGGUGGCUUGCCGCCGCUCCGCAGUAAUCCAGAUGAGGUGUACGAGAGACUGUACAAGCGCGUCAAACAACGGAAUGAGGGUUAUUAUGCAAAGUACCCAGAGGAUAUCGCCCGCGUACAUCGCAUCACCAAGCUACUGUCUCGUUUUGGCGACACCACAGUCCGCGUGCAGGGCGGCGAAGGCCAUCUCAGCGCUCGCCGCUUCCUCCAACUAGGCAUCUUCUUCGGCAAGCAUGGCGGGUUCGACCAAGUGCACGAGCUGGUCCUGCGCGCAGACACGGAUCUUUCCCAAUUCGGACACCUGACCCGCCCGACGGUACUCGCACUAGAAGCAGCCCAGAGCUGGGAUUCAAACGUGAUAUACGCAUUACUGCACGAGCCAAUCUACUGCCAGGGAGAAGCAGCGCGGUGGUCAGCCGAGCGACUGCUGGAGAAGUUCCCUGAGUUCUCAAUCGAGAAUACAGCAGACGACCAGCCUAUCUUCUUCACAGGCGAGAUGAUCUACCCGUUCAUGUUCGAGUCGUACUCUGAGCUCGCUAAGCUCAAGACAGUUGGGCAUAUGCUGGCCGAGGAGACUGACUGGCCUAAACUCUACGACGAGGAGCAGCUCAAGAAGAACGAGGUACCCACUUAUGCAGCCGUGUAUUUGAACGACAUGUACGUCGACUUCGACCUGAGUAUGGAGACGGCGCGGACGAUCAAGGGGUGCAAGCCGUUUGUCACGAAUUCCAUGUAUCACAACGCAAUAGGGGCGAAGACAGACGAUGUUCUAAAGGAGAUCUUCGCGUUGAGGGAUGAUGUCAUUGAUUGA